Molecule: messenger RNA, 1647 nt
Organism: Colletotrichum fioriniae
Lineage: Eukaryota; Fungi; Ascomycota; Sordariomycetes; Glomerellales; Glomerellaceae
Biological process (GO): amino acid transmembrane transport
Cellular component (GO): membrane
Molecular function (GO): amino acid transmembrane transporter activity
Source: RefSeq, a predicted model, not a curated record
AUGUCGCACCAACCUACCGUUGUCGAUGACGACAAGCAUUACACCAAGGACCCUGUUGUGAACAGCAAUGGCAGCUACGGGGGAUCUCACGAUGAGGAGGUUGGAGUUGUCACAAAGGGCGAGCCCCUUCAGCGAAACCUGAAGAACAGACACAUGCAGAUGAUCGCCAUUGGCGGUGCCAUUGGUGCUGGUCUUUUCGUCGGUUCUGGUGGUGCUCUUCGAAGUGGUGGCCCUGCCGCCUUGAUUAUCGGCUACAUGAUUGUCGGAUUCAUGUUGAUGCUUACCACCCAGGCCCUCGCGGAGAUGGCUGUCUUGUACCCCGUUAACGGUGCCUUCUACACCUACGUUUGCCGAUUCGUCGAUCCUUCCUGGGGUUUCGCCAUGGGCUGGGACUAUGCCAUCGCCUGGUUGACCGUUUUGCCCUUCGAACUCGUUGCCGCCAGUAUCACCAUCAAGUUCUGGCGCGAUGACCUCAACAUGGGUAUCUGGGUUGCUGUCUUCCUCGUCGUCCUCGCCAUCAUCCAAGUCUUUGGCGUCCGCGGAUACGGAGAGGUUGAGUUUGUUCUCAGUCUCAUCAAGAUUGCUGCCUGCAUCGGCUUCAUCAUCCUCGGUAUCGUAAUCAACUGCGGUGGCGUUGGCGACAAGGGCUACCUCGGCGCCAAGUACUGGCACGACCCGGGUGCGUUCCAGAACGGCUUCAACGGUUUCGCUGGUGUCUUCGUCGUCGCCGCUUUCGCCUUUGGUGGUACUGAGCUCGUCGGUCUUGCUGCCGCUGAGUCCGACAACCCGCGCAAGGCCAUCCCAAUGGCUAGCAAGCAGGUCUUCUGGCGUAUUGCUUUCUUCUACAUUGUCAACCUCUUCAUUCUCGGCCUCAUUGUCCCGGCCAACGACCCCCGCCUCUUGGGUUCCUCCGGCGCCAACACCAAGGCCUCCCCCUUCGUCCUUGCCAUCCAGGAUGCCGGCAUCAAGGUUCUUCCCUCCAUUUUCAACGCCGUCAUCACCAUUGCCGUCAUCUCCGUCGCCAACAGUUGCACCUUCGGUUCCACCCGCACGAUGCAGGCCAUGGCCGAGCGCGGUAUGGCUCCUCGCUUCCUCGCCUACGUCGACAAGCAGGGCCGUCCCAUCUGGUGUGUCCUGAUCCAGAUCGCCUUUGGUCUCCUCGCCUUCAUCGGAGAGUCUGCCGACAGCAGCACUGUCUUCGGCUGGCUCCUCGCCCUCUCCGGUCUCUCCUACUUCUUCGUCUGGGGCUCCAUCUGCCUGGCUCACGUCCGCAUGCGCAUGGCCUGGAAGGUACAGGGCUUCACCCUCGACCAGAUCCCCUACAAGAACCCCUGGGGAAUCUGGGGCAGCGCCGUCGGCCUGUUCCUCAACAUCAUUUGCCUGAUCGCCACCUUCUACAACGCUCUCUACCCCUCUCCCAACGCGCAGCCCGAUGCCACGGCCUUCUUCCAGGCCUACCUCGCCGCCCCGAUCGUCCUCUUCCUCUACCUCCUCUGGAAGCUCAUCUCCCGCGACUGGCGCCUCUACGUGCCCCUCCGCGAGGUCGACCUCAAGUCUGGCGUCGUCCUCGCCGACCCCUCCGACGAGCCCGCGGAAGUCAAGACUUGGGCCAACCUCCCCAAGCGGGUGGCUCGUGCCUUGUUCUAG